UAUCAACACCAACCGCAGGGCUUUUGCUUUACUAUUUCGCUCGCCCGUAGGCUCUUGGAACCAUUGUGUGAAUUCGCAAAACUUGCCAACUUUGAAAACUCGAUUUUAGAAUUGCCUCUCAAUCCCUUCAAGUCACUGAUUCCCCCCGCUGAAUUGAGGACAAGGUUCCUCGAUCGUGCGCUAAUUAAUGUAAUCAAUCUGGUUGGUGUUGAUAUCAACAAAGCCCUUCGGAAUCCGUUUUAUGUCCCGCUUCUUUCCUUUGUUUGUGGGUUGGGUCCGCGGAAGGCGCAGCUACUUCUUCGCACCAUUACAAAACGCAUGAGCUCUGGCUACUUGGAACGCCGUUCAGACAUUCUUCGGAUGAGUAUCCUUGGAAAAAGGAUCUUCCUCAAUUGUGCAUCAUUCAUCAAAAUAGAUUCCAAAUAUCUUCCAAAGCGGCGGCAGUAUGACGCUGAUAUUUUGGAUUCUACUCGCAUCCACCCGGAAAGUUACGACCUUGCCAGAAAGAUCGCUGCAGAUGCUUUGGAAAUUGAAGAGCCUUUGGACGAUGAUCAAAAUCCCUCUGCUCAUGUGGAAGAGCUCAUGAACGAGCCUUCAAAGCUUAAUGACUUGCUUCUGGAUGAAUAUGCCAAAGAGUUGGAGAAAAACAAAAAGAUCAAAAAAGCGCACACGCUGAAGGACAUUUCUGCAGAACUGCAGGCUCCAUUUUGCGAUCGGCGCUCAUUUUCGGCGUGCUCCAUUGAGAGGAUCUUUGAAAUGUUGACUGGGGAGACCGAUCGAACCAUUUUCCCGGGUCUUGUGCUCUCUGCAGAAGUUACUCGAAUCAGCGAAAAAUUUGUCAAUGUCCGGCUAAUUGACGGCUCACUUAUUGGAUCCAUAUCUGCCAGGAAUUUGGCUGACCACUACAUCGAACGAAUCGAAGAUGUUGUUUCUUGCCGUCAAAUCGUGCUUUGUAAAAUUCUAAACAUCAACAAGGAACGAUGUGCCUUGGACUUGUCGAUGAAACCUUCUGACCUCACAUGCAAUACCGGACACAAGGCUUUGGACCCGUAUUACGAUAAAAAGAAGGAAGCCUCUUUGAUGUCGUCGAAAAAUACCUUAUUGCUCAGCUCUAAGCCUGGAUCAAGAUCGAUUUCACACCCUUUAUUUAAAAAUGUAAAUCGCAUUAAAGCCGAAAGCCUAUUGGCUGAUGGAGAGGAUGGUGAUAUUAUUAUUCGCCCAUCAAGCAAAGGAUUUGAUUUUGUUGUGAUUUCCUGGCGUUUGUCAUUGGAUGUAUAUCAUCAUAUUGAGGUCAGGGAGGAAAACAAAGAUACGCCCUGGACGCUUGGGCAUUCUUUAUUUAUUGGGAGUGAAAAGUUUGAUGAUCUCGAUGAAAUUGUUGCAAGAUAUAUGGAUCCUUUAAUUAAUUGCUUUCGCGAGGUCACAGGCCAUGCCAAGUAUCUGUCUUCGAUCACAGGUAAGAAGGAUAUCGAGCUCCAGUUGAGAAAGCUGAAGGCUCAGCAGCCAAAGAGAAUCAUUUACGGGCUAAGCAUGGUUCCUGAACAGCCCUGUAGUUUUCUGCUUUCUUUUCUUCCGUUCGAAACAACAUAUCACGAAGCUUUCUGCAUAUCUUCAUCUGGCCUGCUGUUCAGAGAUAAGAAAUUUGCAAGUGUCGACGACUUGCUCAAUUUUUUCAAGCAAGACCAUAUGACGAGACAACAACAACAACAACAAAAACAAAGAGUGCUGUAA
This is a messenger RNA of Mitosporidium daphniae, 1731 nucleotides long. RefSeq lists its product as uncharacterized. The transcript has 2 exons. Gene Ontology annotation, molecular function: histone binding; nucleosome binding; nucleic acid binding. NCBI's taxonomy places the organism in Eukaryota, Fungi, Microsporidia. Gene Ontology annotation, biological process: nucleosome organization; transcription elongation-coupled chromatin remodeling; transcription elongation by RNA polymerase II. The annotation marks the transcript as partial. Gene Ontology annotation, cellular component: transcription elongation factor complex. The record is from RefSeq and is a predicted model, not a curated record.